UACAGUAAAGUUGUACACUGCCAUUCAUAACUCGAAAGUAACCUUUACAACAACUGUCAUAGAAUAAAUAUUAAUAUUAUCAUUGAAUCAUUUUAAUCUUUCUGUUAUAUUAUUUUAUGCAACUGCCGUAGUAGUAGUUGACAGUUGUAGUUGUGCCGUCCGAAACAUUAUCACUUGGUUAAUCAUAGUAAUAAUAAUAUUCAAUUUAAUCUAAUUUUCAUAUUUCAUAAUAUCAAACCGUAAAAGUUGUACAGUCGCGAUUGUCUGAUAGAUUGCAUGUCCUGAAGUGAUCAAUUUUAUUAUUUUCGUAGUCGUACUGCUCAACUGCUGUCAAGUAAUGAUGUGCUAUCAGUUAGCAUUGUCGAAUGUAGAACCGCUGUAGUUAUCGAAAUAAAAUACUUCUCGUUUGUACUACUAUAGGUACUUGUAAGUUGUAACAGUUGUAACCCUAUAAUAGUAUUAUACAUACUAUGUUGGAUUUACAAGAAUCAAAGUCUAAAAAACCAGCUGAUACAGCAUUCAAACAGCAACGGCUGCCUGCGUGGCAACCAAUUCUAACGGCACGCAAUGUAAUGCCCAUAUUCUUUGCAGUUGCAGCAGCAUUUAUUCCAAUUGGCAUAGGUUUACUAUACCUCACAAAUCUGGUUCAAGAAUUUACUCUUGAUUAUACCCACUGCAAAUCAAUUGAUCAUCCGGGAUCUUGUGCCGAAUUCAUUGGUAGCAAUCGUAAUAUGUCUUGCCAUUGCACUAUUCCAUUUAAAUUGGAAGAAGAUUUUACUCCCAAUGUUUACAUGUACUAUGGAUUAACCAACUAUUACCAAAACCAUCGACGUUAUGUAAAAUCAAGGGAUGAUUUUCAGUUGCUUGGAAAACUAAGCAAAACUCCAUCUAGUGACUGUGCUCCAUAUGAUUAUCACAACAACAAGCCAAUUGCUCCUUGUGGAGCUAUUGCCAAUUCAUUAUUCAGUGAUAAUUUAUCAUUGAUGUACAAUGAAAAAACUGUUCCAUUACUUCGAACACAAAUUGCUUGGGAAUCUGAUAAAAGUAUCAAAUAUCAAAAUCCAGAACAUUCAGAAGGAAAUUUGAAAGAAGCAUUUAAAGAUUUUGAAAAACCAAUUGACUGGCGUGUGAAUAUAUGGGAAUUGGAUAAGGAAAAUGAAUUAAACAAUGGUUUUGAAAAUGAAGAUUUGAUUGUUUGGAUGCGAACUGCAGCACUUCCGGAUUUUCGUAAAUUAUACAGGCGUAUUGAUCAUUCUAAGGAAUUUAAAAAUGGCUUGCCUAAAGGAAAUUACAAAUUAAUCAUAGAUUAUAAUUAUCCAGUAGCAGGUUUUGGUGGAACGAAAAGUUUGAUACUGUCCAAUACUUCAUUUACAGGAGGCAGAAACUUAUUUCUUGGAUAUGCUUAUAUUGUUGUUGGAUGUUGCUGCUUUUUAUUAGGGUUAUUGUUUUUAAUUCUUCAUAUCAAAUAUAAACCAAGUGUAAAUACAGGAGACAUUUCCGUUGUUUCGCCAUCAACAUCUUAUCAAUAAUUUAGUAUAAUUAUUUCUUCAA
Molecule: messenger RNA, 1551 nt
Organism: Myzus persicae (green peach aphid)
Lineage: Eukaryota; Metazoa; Arthropoda; Insecta; Hemiptera; Aphididae
Gene: CDC50
Product: cell cycle control protein 50A
Exons: 8
Coding region: 471-1529 (352 amino acids)
Cellular component (GO): plasma membrane; endoplasmic reticulum; Golgi apparatus
Source: RefSeq, a predicted model, not a curated record